AUGACUAUAAAUGAAGAGGAUAGCAUUGAAACCAAAAAGGUUGGAAAUCAGAAUAUAUCUAUUGGAAUUUCUAAAGAUGUGGUCAAUUCUAACGCAUUACUGUUUUUCAUAGCAGGGUAUGAGUCAACAGCAAAUGCUCUAUGUUGGAUAGCUCACACUUUAGCCUCUCAUCUUGAGAUUCAAGAGACCUUAAGGCAAGAAAUAAAACUAAAGAUUAGUCAAAAAUAUAAAAGCUUUAGCCCCAAUCUCUUAAAUUAUGAUGAUAUUAUGGGCCUAAGCUAUAUGGAUCAGGUCAUUAAAGAGGUUUUAAGGUUACAUCCUUCACUUACAUUUUUUGAUAGAGUGACAUCUGAAGAUUGUUAUUUGGAAGACAAAUUAAUCAAAAAGGGUACUAUCAUUGAAGUGCCUGUUUAUGCAUUGCACCGAGAUGAAAAUAUAUGGACAUUGCCCAACAAAUUUGAUCCGGAUAGAUUUGAUCCAAAGAAUUCGACUAAGGAACAUCAAUAUAGCUAUUUGCCCUUCGGUAUUGGUCCUAGAAAUUGUAUUGGUUUAGGUUUUGCAAUGCUGGAGAUCAAAGUUGGCCUAACAUUAAUUCUAGGGUCGAACAUACAAUUCGUUAUAGCACCUGGAGACGUUAAUUCCGAUAUAACUCCCGACAACACAAAAUUUAAAAAAACUAUUGUAAACUUUCCUGAAAAUGGAAUUAAAGUGGGAAUAAGAGACAAGGAAUAA
Molecule: messenger RNA, 732 nt
Organism: Gordionus sp. m RMFG-2023
Lineage: Eukaryota; Metazoa; Nematomorpha; Gordioida; Chordodea; Parachordodidae
Product: cytochrome P450 3A6-like
Exons: 3
Coding region: 1-732 (243 amino acids)
Molecular function (GO): oxidoreductase activity, acting on paired donors, with incorporation or reduction of molecular oxygen; heme binding; monooxygenase activity
Source: RefSeq, a predicted model, not a curated record